AUGGUUUCGGCGUGGUUCUUGACCAAGGUCUUAGUGGCUUUUGCGCCACUUACGACGAUUGUAUACGCGCAAUACAAUACCACGACGGAACUUCCUCUACUGCUCGAUGCUACAGCAGAUGAGUUGACCGCUGGCCUUGAGGCUGGUGUCUUUACAAGUUUGGAUCUAGUUCAGGCUUAUGUUGGUCGCAUCAUCGAAGUCAACAAGACCCUGCACAUGGUAUUGGAGAUCAACCCAGAUGCUUGGACUAUCGCGAAAGAGUUGGACGAGGAGCGCUCUUGCGGCAAGCUUCGAGGUCCUCUCCAUGGCCUCCCAAUUCUCAUCAAAGACAACAUCGCUACUGCCGAUGAGAUGAACAAUACAGCCGGAUCUUGGUCACUGAUGGGCGCUAAGGUCCCACGCGAUUCUACAAUGGCCGCGAAACUCAGGGAAGCUGGUGCAAUCAUUCUCGGCAAGACUAAUCUCUCUCAAUGGGCCAACUACCGCUCUUCGAACUCUUCGAACGGAUGGUCUGCUAGAGGUGGUCAGACGUAUGGAGCUUACUAUCCUGGCCAAGAUCCCAGUGGGAGCAGUAGUGGUAGUGGUGUCGCUGCUAGUCUUGGUCUAGCUUUUGGAACACUCGGCUCCGAGACUGACGGGUCUAUCAUCUCUCCUAGCGAGCUCAACAACGUGGUUGGUAUCAAGCCCACUGUCGGCCUUACCAGUCGAGCUCUUGUCAUUCCGAUCUCCGAGCACCAGGAUACCGUUGGACCAAUGGCCCGCACGGUGAAGGAUGCUGCGUAUAUCCUCCAGGCUAUCGCUGGACCUGACAGCUAUGAUAACUACACAUUAGCUAUUCCGUGGGCAGGAAACACCACCAACGCUACGAAGCCUGACUAUGUCGCUGCGUGCACUCUGGAUGCUUUGGAAGGGAAGCGCAUCGGUGUACCGCGCAACGCUAUUGGUACGGCGGAUCCCUCGUCAGCACCAUUGUAUGCUGCUUUCGAGGCCGCUUUGGACGUCCUUCGCUCUGCCGGUGCGAUCAUCGUUGACAACACCAACUACACUGCUUGGGACCAAUAUCUCGAGUCUAAUGCUGAAGGCAUUGUUCUCGAUGGCGACUUCGCACCCAACCUAGAGCACUACCUCUCACAGCUCACAUACAACCCAAACGACGUUCAAACUCUAGAAGACGUCCGUAACUUUACCCAGAACUUCCCCGCCGAAGAUUACCCAGACAGAGACACAGCGGACUUCGACAGCUCAAUCGCUCAGUCCCAGAACUUCUCUAACACCGACAUCGAGUUCUGGAACGCCUAUCAAAAAGAUCUGUACCUUGGCGGCGAAGGUGGUCUCCUCGGCGCACUCUCAUCAUACAACCUCGACGCUGUCGUCGUUCCCUCGGCCUAUGCAUCUGGUAUCUCCGCCAUCAUCGGUGGACCUGUCGUUACUAUCCCGCUCGGUGCGCUGCCGCCUAAUACGACGGUUGUCACAAACCGACGGGGUGAUUUGAAUGCCACAGCACCGAAUAUUCCAUUCGGCAUUUCCUUUGCAGGUGCGCUGUGGAGCGAAGAGAGUUUGAUUGGAUUCGCGUAUGCCUUUGAGCAAAGGACUAUGGUGCGGACGAAGGUCAAGCCGUAUAUCCAGCCGGGUAUUGAGAUUGAGAAUGUGGUCGGAAGCUAUUAG
Alternaria atra is the source of this 1665-nucleotide messenger RNA. RefSeq lists its product as uncharacterized. NCBI's taxonomy places the organism in Eukaryota, Fungi, Ascomycota, Dothideomycetes, Pleosporales, Pleosporaceae. Bases 1 to 1665 code for a protein of 554 amino acids. The record is from RefSeq and is a predicted model, not a curated record. The transcript is spliced from 3 exons.